Molecule: messenger RNA, 2253 nt
Organism: Cylas formicarius (sweet potato weevil)
Lineage: Eukaryota; Metazoa; Arthropoda; Insecta; Coleoptera; Brentidae
Product: dynein axonemal intermediate chain 7
Exons: 15
Coding region: 1-2253 (750 amino acids)
Cellular component (GO): axoneme
Molecular function (GO): beta-tubulin binding; microtubule binding
Source: RefSeq, a predicted model, not a curated record
AUGUCGUUCCAGGCAUCGAAGAAGAAGUUGUCCAAGAAGGAGAAGGCCCGGAUGACUGCGGAAUUGGCAGAGAAGGCUCGACUAGAGGCCGAGGCCCAAGCGAAGAUGCUCGAGGAGCUGAUGAAGCAAAAACACGAGCAGGACCGCCUGGCCGCCAUCGAGAAGGACAAAAAGGAAGCCGUCGAGCAUCAGCUACGCAUCGAGCAGCUACAGGAAUCGCGUAAAUUAAUGGACGAUAUCGUAGAGUCUUACUUGGAGUUGGAAAGACUAGAGCGCGAGGAAAUCGAGUGGAAGAAAUACGUAGACUGCGGUAGACUCCCCAAUCCCCUACAGUGUGAUCGGAUGAACACCUACCUGCACCUGUGGGAGCAAGUAAUUAGUGAUACGACUGUAGAAGACGCGUCUGCCAGAACGGCUGACGUCAUCCAGCUUCUCGAGGAAUUGGACGAACAUUUGGAUGCGGAAGAGGAUCCCAGCCUGGUGAAAAAUUUAAAAUGGAUUCGGUCGAUGUUCAGAGAUCGGCAAAAGGAGAGCCUCGACGUCGCUACAUACAAAUUGCUGCGCAACGUCGAACAUAACCUGAAUCGAAUUAAUAUACCAACAGCGGACUUUAACUUCAAGGACGAGUACGUCACGUUGUGUCUGUGGUUGCGAGUCAUGUUGCCCAUACCGCUACCGAACCCUAGAAGACCGCCGAAACCGAGGAUCGAUGUGGAUUUCACUCUACUGGAAGCUAGCGUUUUGUUUCCCUCGAGCAUCGAUUGCGAAAAUGCCGCGAUACGCGCGAUGUAUCUUAAGUACGACCACCUAAGCGACACGAGCGACACCUACAAAAUCCCACAACUUCGGAAGCGUUACUGCUGGGACUUGCUGGAGGCGUCGAAACUUGAAUGGAGGGCGAAACGCAAAUACAAGUACGACAAUAGGGACAAGGAGGUGACUGAAGUGGACGAAACUCAAGGAAAAGCGGACACGUUAACUGAUGGUGACGUUGUUACCGAUGAAAUCGAUGAAUUUAAGUCUGACGACGAGAUUCCGUCGGUGCCGUUCAAGCAGUUGGAUCCCACCGCGAGCGCUUUUGCAAUUACGUGUGAAGAUAACCUUUACGCAGAAAUAAGAACGGCACUGUUGCUGGUGGUUCCGGAGCACGUGAUAAACUUGAGGAGGUUCGUUAUUUUGGGCGGAGUCUACCAUUUGGAUUACCUGGCUCAGCCGCCUCAACCGCAGGAUUUCAUUACCAUGGAUAUGACCAUUACUGCACUUAGUUUGCCGAAAAAACUGGAAACCGUGCCGUUCUACGCCGCGUACAAUCCUCCGCUGCCGCCCGAAGAUCCCACCGUAAGACGCUUGCCUGAAGAGAUCGAAGAGGAGAUGCGAAGACAAGAGGCGGAGCUAGACAAACUGAUCGCCGUCAAUAUAAAGUGGCCUCAGCAUGUCAUCUUUCUCGAGCUGCCCGUCGUGUGCCGGUGGGACGAAGAGGCGAGACGCUGGAGCAAAAAGGAAAUUUUCGAUUUAAAACACAACGAGGACAAGUGCGUUUUGAGUUUUCGCACCGGAGUUUUCGGCACUUUCGGAUUGGCGACUUACCGAUACGCGAAUCUACCGUUCCAGGCGUACGACAUUAAACCUGAAGCCGAUGACUCGGUGACCGUCCAACUGACGGCGGCCAUUUUAAUGUUGGAGUUCAAUAUCAAAGAAGGACUCGUCUGCAUCACGCAGCUGCAAAACAGUCCCAAUAUGGCGUUGCAAGACAUAGUCGGGACUUAUUUCAAGUUGCCGAGACUGAAACGGAUAUUGAAAGAAGCCGGAAUAGACAUUUUUCCAUCACUCGACGCGUUUUGCUACGUUGAAGGGAGCUGUGAAAAGCAGUGGGCGAUGGAGAGACACCUGUAUUUCAACAUGGCGCAGUUGUCGAACUGCUUCAAUUUCGCUUGGUCCAGGUGGAACCUGCAGGCGGGCCGCAGGAGCAUCGUUCUACAAAUGAGGAAUUACGUACCAAGCAAGGCCAAGCAAAAAACCCAUCAGAUGUUGCUGAUCACUCCGCAGAGAGCAUCCUUCGUCGACUGUACCGAAGUCAGCCAAGUGUUUUCUGACAAUGAUGUCGAGCCGAUCAAGUUCUGCGCCGACCUGUACCACCUAAUGAAAACCACCAGCGGCAUAUUCGUCAGGAACAAAGUGCUGAAAACGUCCAAGGUCAACGUCUACGCCCUAGCCAAUUUCCUGGAGUCCAUAAGAAUAUUGAGUUUUUCCUGA